Molecule: messenger RNA, 549 nt
Organism: Aspergillus wentii DTO 134E9
Lineage: Eukaryota; Fungi; Ascomycota; Eurotiomycetes; Eurotiales; Aspergillaceae
Product: peroxiredoxin family protein
Exons: 5
Coding region: 1-549 (182 amino acids)
Biological process (GO): cell redox homeostasis; cellular response to oxidative stress; hydrogen peroxide catabolic process
Cellular component (GO): cytosol; cytoplasm; mitochondrion
Molecular function (GO): thioredoxin peroxidase activity
Source: RefSeq, a predicted model, not a curated record
AUGUUCGCCGCUCGCCGUUUCGCAACCAGCGUUCCUCGCGCCAUGUCCCAGAGGGCGCUGUUCCACCAGACUGCUCCGGCUUUCGUUCAGAAGGGAGACGCCAUCCCCGAUCUCGAUGUCCUCGUCGAAAACUCCCCCGGCAACAAGGUCAAUCUCGCCAAGGAGCUUAAGGGCAAGGGUGUCAUCAUUGGUGUUCCCGCUGCAUUCAGCCCUGCUUGCUCCAGCUCUCACGUUCCCGGCUACAUCAAGCACCCCAAGCUCAAGGAAGCUGGUCAGGUCUUUGUCGUCUCCGUCAAUGACCCCUUUGUGACCAAGGCUUGGGCUACUUCUCUUGACCCUUCGGGCAACAGCGGCAUUCGCUUCUUGGGUGACCCUACUGGCAAGUUCUCCGAGGCUCUCGAUGUCACCUUCGACAGCACCACGAUCUUUGGCAACCACCGAAGCAAGCGCUAUGCGCUGGUUGUCGAGAACGGCAAGGUCAAGGAGGCUUUCGUGGAGCCUGACAACGCCGGCCUCAAUGUUUCCGCCGCUGAAAAGGUAUUGGGUUAA